AUGGCGGUGGGAAAAAAUAAGAGACUGACCAAAGGAAAAAAGGGACUAAAAAAGAAGAUGUGAGUGUUAUAAUAAAAACAUAUUUCCAUGGAACUGUUUGUCUUUUAUGUAAGUCUCACUCUAUGAAAGUAGAUGUCGUGGAUGGCGAGAAUUGGUCAAGGAUUCGAGCGGAUGCAUACUUUGUGUUUUUAUUUCAAUUCUGCGAAUGGAUACUUUUAGUUGGAUGUUUGACAUUUUAAAGUUUUUAAAGUGUCGUGGAAAUUUAACAUUCCGAUAAAUGCUUUAUAUGGAGGUGGCUCUCAGGUGUGGUUCUGUAGAAAUUAUGCGAAAUAGUAAAUAUUAUAGUAAAUAGUUUUUUUUGUUUUUAUUAGCGUUGAUCCCUUCACCAAAAAAGAUUGGUACGAUGUCAAGGCUCCGUCGAUGUUCACCAUCCGACAGAUUGGCAAAACCAUGGUGACCAGGACUACUGGAACCAGUAAGUCACUUUGUUUAAAGCGCUAUGCCUGAGAUGGGCCAAAUUCAAUUUUGUGUAAAUCAAUUCGGUAUUCUGUAACUCGCAUAAGUUGUCCACUUUCGACAUGUAAUCCCAGUCUCCUACUUUUUUCUUUCGUAAGAUUCGAAAAAUGAUUCUCCUAGCUGACAGGAAUGCAUGUCUUUGGUGUUCGUUCGUUAGAAUUUAGCUGAACGUAUAAACAGUAUCUCAAAGUUGAUAAUUUUCCUAACUUUACCUUGCCUUUCAAGCAAUGUAGAAAACUGUACUGUACUACUCACAAAUAUGAGACCAUAAUAUUGCCUUAUAAAGGCAUGGACUCCAAAAAGGACUUUUCCAAGCCACCUGCUCUGAAAAAGGGCUAAUGCUGGAAAUAUCAGCUGUAGAAAAUAUUUGCAGAGGGCAAUUUAUGCGAGCAACUCUGCAGAUAAAAUUAAAUUGUCUUUUAUACUCUUCACUGAUGCAGCACCAUAGUUCCUUUAGAAACUUAUCCCCUUUACUUUCCAAGGUACUUACUUCUCACCUACCCAGUUCAAGGUUUGUACUGUAAGCUGCAUUCCAAGUUUUUUCCUCUUGGAUUUUUGACUCAAGGGCAAAACUAGUGGGCCAGAAAUCCAAGUGCAAAAAAGGAGGUUUGAGAAAUUACAGCACUGACCAAGAAAACAAGGGUAGUAGUUUAUUUUAUAUAUCUCUAGGUUCACAAAAUUUACUUAUUAUGACUACCCUUCAUUCACAAAAAUUCUGUAAUUUCUUUUUGUACAGAAAUUGCUUCUGAUGGUCUUAAGGGACGUGUGUUUGAAGCAUCAUUGGCUGACCUCCAAAACGACGAGGUUGCUUUCAGGAAGUUCAAGCUUAUUGUUGAGGAUGUCCAGGGUAAGAACUGCCUCACAAACUUUCAUGGCAUGGACAUGACAACAGACAAGCUGAGGUCACUGGUUAAGAAAUGGCAGGUCAGUAUUGUGGUCAUGAUUUUCAGUUGAGUGUUUAAAUUAUGAGGAGCAACAGUGCACAUGAUAUUUGUUAGUAAGCAGGUCAUUUUUCCAGGCAGUAAUUUGAAUUUGGGGCAGCACAUUAUCGUUGCCAUCCCCACUCGCUUCACCAGCAAAAAAUAUAUUUCCUUUGUACAGUUUACACUGUAAUAUCAGUAUGUUUAUUCUCCACACUGUUCUCUGUACAUUUCUUGAGGUGCUGACAAGGUGAAUUUGUCAAGCAAUCGAGUUUCUUUAGUUGAUGCAGGGCAUGAAAUUAACUUUUUUUUCUGAUAGCCAUUUGGCUCCUAAAUUCUUCAAAGUGGUAGCCAAUUCAAAAAAAGUUGGUCGCCAUUUUCAAAGACAAACAAAAUCUUUGUUUACGCUGGCAGCGUUCUAGAUAGACCCUCCAAAAUUAAAUUAGGGAAAAGAUCUUUAACGUGCUACAAAGUGGACACUAGGAUAGAUGAUAUACAACGUUCAGGCUUAUCUAAAUCCAAGAUGGCGUCUAGUUAUCAAUAGAGAUGCAUGUGCUACGUUUUGGAAACAAACUUAACGAGGAUGUUUGCCGCAGAUUUAUCUUUGCAAAUCUUUUCUGAUUCACUAUAUCUCUUGGUAAGGUUAUGAUGAAACGUUCUAGUCGCCAAUUUGGCGACUAACUUUCAGGAUUUAGUUGCCAAAGUGAAAAAUUUAGGUGCAUUGGCGCCUGUAUUAGGUGCAAUUUCAGGCCCUGUGAUGAUUAUUUCCUUUAUUCUGGUGAUCUUAAUGCUUUAUUCAGGGGUGAUAUUGUAAGGAGAAAGUAGAUGCUGGUCACUCUAAGGGGUCAAAGGUUGAAUUAUGUCCCAUACUGUUAAGAGUUUGAGAUUUUUCCAUGAAGGAGGAGGAGUGUUGGAAAGAGUAGCUGAAAAAAAGUGUCUGGUAUCAAGCUUGAUCUGUAUUCUUAAUCCAUUAUUUUUCUGUCUGUUUUAUAGACCCUGAUUGAGGCAGCUGUUGAUGUGAAAACCACUGAUGGUUACCUGUUGAGGUUGUUUUGCAUUGGUUUCACAAAAAAGCGAGCCAACCAAAUCAAGAAGACAGCCUAUGCCAAGCAUUCACAAGUGAAAGCCAUUCGCAAGAAGAUGGUGGACAUCAUUACUCGUGAUGUGAGCACCGGUGACCUCAAGGAUGCAGUUAACAAAUUGUAAGUUAUGUAACACUGGUAAAAUUGUCUGUGGUGAAAGUGGAGUGUAAUUAAGAGAACAUGAGAAAAGUUUAUAAAUCAUGUGCUCAGAAGCAAGUGGUUUACAAACUUUUAGAGAGUUCCCCCAACAUCCUGUGUGUGGUCUAAUGGUUUUCUAAAAUAAAAUUCAAUUUUCAUUGAUUGUUUAUUGUGUUAGUGUAUGGAAAUUCACAGUGCAUCUCUCAGAUAUUCUUGGAGAGUAUGCAAAUUUUGGGACAAAGGUGGAGCCAGUGUUUACAGAAUCUUAUUGAAUUGUUGUUUCCAUUUGCAGAAUCCCAGAUGCAUUUGGCCGAGACAUAGAGAAGGCAUGUCAGUCCAUCUACCCUCUCCACGAUGUAUUCAUCAGAAAGGUUAAGGUUCUCAAGAAACCCAAAUUUGAUCGUAAGUUUGCUCUCUAUUACUUUACAAGGAGCAUUCAAAUAGUAUGAUGUAUGUUAACUUUUAACACUGCAUCCACUAAAACCUGGGUAACCAAGGCACAAGACAAUGUAAAGGGAUUUUAACUCCCAAAAUCUGAUUGUUAUUUCUCCCCUUUAGAUGUUACACAUUUAAUAGUAAAUUAGUUACGAGAAUUUGGUGUUAGAUCAAGAUAACUUCUAUCUGAUAAGUUUGAAUAUUCUCAUUACCUGUUUGUUGGAUUAUGUAAGGAUAUUAUAGGGAGAAGUUUCAUGUUGAUCACUUCUGGGAGAUAAGGGGUUAACAUGCACCACUUCAUCUCUUGCAAGGUCAGCUGUAGUUGUAGAGAAAACCCCCUGAAAAAACCUGUAUAUCAAGUAUUGGCCGAAUUGAUGAACUGAAUUUGAUAGUAGUGGAGUCUGUAUUUUGAUGAAGGCCUUCCAGUUACCCCAGCAUUAGUAGCUGGCUUGAGAAAUAAAAACAGGAGAUCUUCUGGUAUUAUUAGUAACAAGAACCAUGAUUUAUUUCACGUCAAGUAAAACUGGAUGUUGCUUGCAGCAGUUAUUGCUCAACAUUAUGGCUCUUUAUAGUUUGUAACAAUGUCAAAAGCAAAUGCUAGAUGAUGUACUUUGCGGAAAAAAAUUUUCAACUUGCAACAACAGGAUGUGCACAUUGUACAGUACAGGUCACUCUAGUUUUAACUUUCAGUGCAACAUCUCACAACAAGUGGAAAGAAAAGGCAACUGGUCUUAUUUGGUGGUAAUGGUUUAAGAUUAAACAUGUCCUAUACUUUUUUUCCUUUCAGUUGGCAAGUUAAUGGAGAUGCACGGCGAGGGAGCAAGCCACAGCACCACAGAUGAGAGUGGCACCAAGAUUGAGCGCGACAGCUUCGAGCCACCUGUGCAGGAGUCUGUGUAAAAAAUAUUCAGUGAAAAUUGAACAUAGCAAAUUAAACUUCUGAAAGAAAAUGUGUGAUUGUGUUUAUUAUCAUAGAAUGUUUUAGUGACAGUGUUAACCUUUUCACCCUUAAGAUCUCACAAGUAAUUUUACUUGCUGUCUGCUAAUAGAAUUUGUUACUGGAUCAACUAGCAAUCUCCUGAUUAAUGUUUUCCUAUAUUCUCAUUUGUUUUUUCGAUAUUGAAAGGAAGGAUUCUGUCUGGGUCACUCGUAGGAGUUCAAGGGUGUAGUAUUCUGUUUACUGGAACAGUAAGGGGAGGAUGAAUGACAUUUCUAAUCUGAAAUUUGUUCUCUUUUUCUGUAACGCUAAAGGAGACAUGCAUCAACAAAGACAAUUGAAAUGCAAUAUGUUGGUCGGUCUAUUUAACUAAAACAAUCAUUUGCAUUUUGAGUACACUGAGUUUGAUUGGAGUCAUAUUUUUUUAGAACUGGAGUAGAUGUUGCAACAUCUUUGAUGAUAUUCAUGUUAUUGAAGCAUAUUCAGAGUUCCUGCAGAGGAAAUUUACAAGAACUAGACUUUUAAAAAAAAGUUGAUAGGGUUUUAACUUAUAUGAGAAACAGUUUGCAAAGUUCUGAAGUAUCAAAAAAAGUACAUGCAUGUUGAACGCUACCAUGAAUUAAUACACACAUCAAUGACUUACAAGGAGAUGAUCAUCUCUUCUUGAGUCUUUAUUCUCGUCAUUCUCGUUAUAAAUACACUUAAUUUAUAGCAACAGGAGAUCACUUCGGAUGAUCACAUCCAGAAAACGUAGAAAAAUUAUUUGCUGAAUUUAACACGGAUGAGCUUAACGUCAUGUUCAAUCGUUUUCCCAGUGAGGUACGACCAGGUAAGUGACAUGACAUUCUUAUUUCCCUGAUAAAUUUCGAUUGAAACCUUGAUUCGUGCCGUCACACAAUACAACGUACGAUAAAUAUGGGUGUAGCGCGAUAUUCUCAAUUGGACCUCAGUAAAAUUGUCACGCCAAGCUCACACAAGUGGUUCCCAGGCCGUUAGUCGUUUCCCUCCAACAUGUCCUUUACUGUUCGAUAAGUACACCUGUCCAUCUCGGGGCCGAUUUCUGCCAGAACGUCAUCCACCAAGGCGCGUUGUCUGGGUUGCUGAGAAAUGAUCAAUUCACCAAAAAGGUAGAUACCCAUUCCCUACAAAUGAGGAUAAAACAUGAUGGAGCAUUGUUGAAGCCUAAAUACUCCUCAUUGCCUCUCUAAGUUGGAACUUGAAUUACGCAUAAACAGAAUCCCGGGUAGUCACCGACACUGGUAAGUAGUUAUUUCAGUGCAUACUAAAACAGUUAGAUAAUAAAACGCAAAAGAUGAUUUUAACUCAUUUAUCCCUCCAAUGAUCAAAAAUACCAAAAUUGGCAGUAAUAUCGCAAUCUGAUCGGCCAACUUGCCGUUGUCGAUAAGAGUUCAUACGACACUGCUUGCGUCAACGUGUCACGCACUAAAAUAAUCGUUUUAUUUGGCGUCGAUACUGUGGUAAAAAAAAAAAAUUUGUUGCGGACUCACUCGGCUUCGCGUCGUGAGUCCACAAAAGUUUGACCAUUGUGAUGACGAAUAUCGUUUUUCGAAAAGAUUACAGACUACGCUAAGCCACUGUCGAUUUUUUAAAUUUUCAGGUGCAAAUCCUACGCGAGUUGCUCGGAAGUGUAGAGCAAAGGAUAUUUGGAGUUUAAGCAGCCAAUUAGAGCACGCCUUCAACGCGAUCAACUGUUUUAAUAUACUCCUAAUUCCAAUAACAGGAGAUUUCCAAAAAUUCAAGAAAGAAAAUUUCUAUUUUGAGCUUUUUUACCUACCUGAUCCUCUAUCAAAAAUCUUCUUACAUCUGUUAACCCUGGAGUGAAACUAUAACGAGAAUACAGGGAAAUAACUAUUUUUAGUAAGAGCAAGUAUGUUUGUUUUGCUUCCGUUCGUGCUUUGAUUGGUCUAGAAAACUCGCACCAGACUCUCGACCAAUCAGAUGCAAAACUAAAACCAUUGCAAUUUAGUCCGUCGUGAUUGGUUAAAAAGAAAUCGCAUCAUCCUCUCAACCAAUCAGAUGUAAGAGUACGGCAAAUGCGACGCGGUCGCUCACGUUUCUCCAAACUUCACGCUGUCUACGGUGCACCACUCCCUUUGAGUUCUCAUCGGUUUCUUGUAAUAUUUAAUACUUUGGCAUCACUAGCCGAUUUAAUCUUUUUGGUUUUUACGAUACUCAUUUGAAAGGCACUCCAACCAUCAUUAAAUCAACGGCGAACACUUGCCACACUUACUUAUGUUUUACCACGAGUUCACACCAGCGAUGUCGAAUCUGCAAAAUGAAAACACGCGGUCAUAACCAAUGCACCUAAAAUCCAAGGGCUGAGGAAUAUCAUGCUACAUAAACCUUCGUUUCGCUAUGUUUUUUAUUGCCGUUGUAGUGGCAGAUUACUCAGAGUUCCUUUUAGGACAUUCGUGUACUGUUGCAGCUGUUGAGAAAUGGCUGUUGGUGGAGGCUCGACACAACUAUCAUCAUUGGAAGUUAAUUUAAACUAUAAAUUUAGUUACGCAAGGUGAAGGUCAGAGAAACUACAAAGAACAUAAAAAGACUGUUAUAGUGGUUAAAAUUGGACGUUGUAUUCGAGAAACGGCUUCCAGGGAAGAAUUAAAUGAAAACAGCGCCAAAAAUAACUGACGAACCUCGGCAUUUCCGUUUGAUAAGUUGUAACACUUGUCCAACUGACGCAGUGUGUUAUGGGAUAUCGCCUCUCGCUCCAAAAGUUUUUCCAGCAACAAAACAACUUGUUCAGCGACUUCCUAACAUUCGAAAAUAAAAGAAAGAAAAGAAACCGUUAUAUUAACCGUCCGGUUACAGUCAUUCGCGAUUUGUAGAACUACAUCGUCGUUUGACUUCGGGAUUCUUCGGAUCGGUUCGGACAAGAGAUUAAAAACUUCAAAUUCCACCGCAGAAUCACUAACCAAUCAGCUGUUGUUCUCUAAAUAAUCGCACCGCAGGAACACGCACUAAAUUUAGAUUUUAAAAAAAGUAUCGUUGGAAUAAGGGUACGUCUGGGGAACAAUUGCAUUCACUUUAUGGUCUCGUGGUUCGGAUCGUUCCGAAAAAAAUACCGACCCACGGUUAUGACGUUUUUGGAGCGGCACAAGUACUACACAAUGGCUGCUGUUGUAUUUACAGGAAAAAAAAAAUAGCCCUCACCAAAUUGGAGCUGGGAGGUUGCUUUCUCUUUCGCAAUUUGAGCGUCUUGUUCCGUUUGUUAAUCAUGUCUUGUUUCUUCCAGACCUGAAACUGAAAAUAUCCGACAAUUCCACCAGAUCAGCAACUAGAAAUCGGCAAUGAAUCAAUUGAUAAAUACCAACAGUUUUCCUGAGCUAGGUAACCGGGCACAUACCUCGUUUUCCACUUGGGAAACAAGUUCAUUGUCCGGGCUGUCAAACCUCUUCGGAAAAGACUGGGUACAAAAAAAUAAGAACUCUGGCCGUUUAAGUAUUAAUCCUUUACACCCUAACAUCAGUAUGCAUAUUCUCCAUACUGUUAUCUAUUCAUUCACUAAGAUGCUGACAUGGAGAACAUGUCAAACAAUCAAGAGCUUCUCUUUAGCUUUAGUCGGUGAUCCAUUCAUAUUCUCACAACCUCAAUGUGUGACUAGUAGCGUGCAUACAAAACUUUGACCAUUCCUAUUGACUGGAAACACUUCAAUUAGUCCCGAACGACAAACAACGCUGAAAUAUAAUGUAUAUUAUUGACAAACAAUCAAAUAAUUUCUCUUGGAAUUCUGAAUAAUUAAGGACUUGUAAAUUUUCAAAACACUACCAAUUACAUUUGACCUGAGGACUUAGGCAUUUUUUCUGGCCUUUGAAAAAAAUUCUCUAAAUCACUGAUUCCUUAUUCCAGAACACAAUGACACUUACAAAAUUAUUGAUUUAGUUUUUAGCUUGACAGGUUUAAUGCUUUCUACCUUUUCUUCAUUAUUUUUACCGUACAAUAAGAUACCUCUCCUUUCCUUUCCCUCCCCGCCAAACCCAUUCAAGGAGUGCGAAAAAUCUCUAGUGGCUGGCACCUUCACAGCCCUCUCAGUCUACUCGAAGCGACUGAAUAGUUUUUGUCUGCUAAACAAUUCUAAUAAUAUCAUUAGCUUUUUUCAUCAGCCAGUUUGGGGAGCCAGUGUCUAUUUUGCGCUUAUUUGUUCCUAGCUACAUAACAAACUCACCUUGGGUAAUCCCGGUCUUUCCAGCCAUUCGCUCAUAAAAUUAUCCUUCAUUUCUCUUUAACAAGAAAGAAGCUCACAGUUACUAUAGUAUCACAAAAAGACAGAACGAAGGGAAAUGCUUUAUUCAACGGUUACGAUAGAAGCUCUUGAUUCUUACCUUGGUACAUCGGGAAAACUUUCAACAAAGAAGCCAAAAAAGUCCUAUACGGUCAUAAAAAAGUAACGAUUAAUAACACCUCAUAGAAAGUCUUGAUAGCCCACAAGCGGUUAAGGAUGUUUAAGAGUCGUUUUGAAUUUGCAUUUCACAAAAGCCGUUUUGAAUUUGGAUUUUAUGAGAGAAUGUAUUUAUAGGAGAAUGUAUCCGAAUAAAAAAGAGUGUCUUAAAAAUCUGCCUUCAGUAAAAAUAUAAAAAAAGGACGUACUUUACUUUUGAGUUAUUUCUUUAACUAUCUCUUUGUGACUGAUGCCGUUUCAAUACCAACUUAGAUUUCAAGUUGUACCACCUAUAACAAUUGUUUUCACUUUACAUAGAAAGUUAUAGAAAUAACUCAAAAGCAAGCUAAGAUAGUCAUUUCUAUUGCAUAAUUUUUACUUGAGGCAGAAAUUCCCUUGUAAAAUGCAAAUUCAAACGGCACUCGUAAUAUGCAAAUUAAAAACUGCUCUUAUUCAACCUGGGCUGCCUGCGGAUACUGCUAUAUCUGACUAAUUCCCCUUGAAAAUUCAAUAUUCCUUAAAACUUUGAAAACUUUAAUACUUUAUACCUAAAUUGCCUAGAGUUUUGACCCGUGUAUCUACACCAUAUGCCAAAACUUCAUGACAAACGAGAUUACUCAUACUAACUAUGCCGGACACUAAUCGACAAUAGAAUUGGCGCACUAAUACAAGUAAAGGUUCACCGAGGCAGAAUUCGUCCUUAUACUUGGACAAACCAAUUUAUUUCAUACUUAAGUCGAUGAAAAAAUUUACUUCCGACAGUUUUUUUAAUGGGAUGAGGAUCUAUACUAUUGCGGCACAGCAGCUUCAUUGAAUCUUAAGCCAUAAAAAUAAACACCGGACUUACCUCUGAAGUAACAAGUUGCUCUCUGAAAUGUUGGACAUAUUCAAACAAAAACUGAUCGAAUUCCUCAAGUCCAACCAUAGUCGCCAUGCGAUGAAGUAAAAAGUAUCCCUGCAAGGAACAAGACAUGAUCAUACGGCCCUACGCUGUUGUACAGCGGUUGUAUGGGGUGGUAAGGACUGCACUUGUGCCAAGAGGGUGAUUCCGCCGGAGCCUGUCCCGAUUUUCGUUUCAUGUAGCGAGUAGGAUUACUUUACUACCCCAGGAUGGCAUGUUAAUUCACGGCUGGUUCAUCACAGGUUCCCUUCCACUAACCCAAAAUUUCGCCGUACCCAUUUGACCCCUGACUGACAUGACUGACCAAGACUGAAUUUCUCCUUACAAUAUCAAUCAGACAGAUGAUGAGAAUAAAAGAGAUUAUGAAUUGAUCCUAUACCAAAUCGUCUGAAUUGAACAGCAGACAGUAAGGUGGAUUACUGAUGAGAUCUUGAGGAUGAAGGGGUUGAACUCCUGGGUGGAGAAAGACAAUGUGUUUUACCCAAGAACACAAGACAAUGACCCGCUUUGGUCUCGAACCCGGACCUCUCGAUCCGGAGUCCAGUGCACUGACCAUUAGGCCACCAUGUCGCGGUUUCCUGCUCUCACUGAACAAAUGAACAAUAAGUAAACAGGGUGCACCUUGAGGUAAUGAACUUGUGUCCAUUUUCUGGAGCAGAUUUGACCGAACUGGACCACAGUGUGAGGUUUGAUAGACACAGAAUCAGACUGACGCGAGCUCCUCUUAACUGCUUCGGCUGCUGAAAUAGCUGUGAAUCAUAAAACCAAGCGUUAAUGGGGCUACUUUGAAAGUUAGACAGUUCCUUUGAUUCGCUCUGAAGAAGGGCUAACUCUCGAAACGUCAGCUUUGAAACUCUUUCCGGUGACCAAUUUACGUUAUCAACUGAGUUGAUGAUACUAAAUUACCCUGGUUUUUUGUCUGUUCUCUCAGUGCUAUUGUUGAUAAAAAAAACUGACUUUAAAUAAGUAGGGGCUAGCUUGGAAACCUCACGGUUCAAAACUUUCCGAUUAACUGCGUAUUCUUUUCUCAUAAUCUUAUUGUAAUAGCUCUUUUUGUGAACAAUAACAGAUUCAUUUGUUAUUAGAGUCAGUUGUUACCAUAACUAAAAGGAAAGGCUCUUACCAGAUUUCGGUUUAGCAACUUUGGGCCUGAAACGAAAAGAAAACAUCCCAUUUAGUUAGCUUUACAUGCAAAAUUAUAGGCUUGUCUUGAAUUCUGCAUUUCAACGAUUCCUUGGUUUUGGUUACAGCAUUUAGAGCAAGGUGCGUAUGAAACUGACUACCUUUGCUGCCGGAGCCUACCCCUGUACGGGAUGCUAGUCCACGCAGUUGACCCUCCCCCACCAAGUAUUUUCCCAAGUUACACUCCAGGGUGGGGGGGAGAGGCACUGCAAAAGUAAGUCUUACCUAAAUCUUCAUUUGUAAGUCACUGUUAUUUGCCUCUCCAAAUAUUUUUAUCUUUACGAUUUUCUUACCUCAAACACUUGAGACUAUCAUCACACUCCUUGAUUUCAGACAAUAAACAUCUGUGCCGGAGAAUUUGCCUAAUUUCUCGAAAAAAUCUGUCUUUAUCACUAGACCACUGCGGAAGAAAGAAAUUCGCCAAAUUCAGUAGAACACAGGUUACAAAAAUACUGUCUCAAAGCCUGCGUAGUUGGCAGUUUUGAAGCGAUGAGUGGCCGCUUGAGAUGGGAGAUACUCCACCUUCGCAGCUCACAAACGAGCGCACACAAAACCAUCAUCAAGUGCUAAAAAGAAAAAAAAAGCAGGCGUAGCGUCUUCAUGUCCAUAUGGGGCAUUUGAGGUUGCUGAAAAAAUACCGAUCUUAAAACAAGUAUCCAUACUAGUAAGAGAGAGUGGUUCCUAAAAGCAGACCAGCCGGUCAUUUUACAAAGCGUAGCCAGAAAGGAGAACUCAGGGUAACAAAGAUAAAAUCCAGCGAGUAGCAGAGAGGAAGACUCGGACCCAGGAUCCCACCAGUACCCUUACCACUCGGCCUCUCUCCAGUACACUCUCUCUUAUAAUGUACAUAAGUUACAUGUUAAUAACUUCUGGAAGUUAAAGGGUCAAGUAUGGACGUAAGUAAUUGUUAUUCUCCAAUCUCAUAGUCUAAAAGUUAAGGUUUCGGUCAAGCGUAGAUGAAAGCGGUAAAAAUUCACCGCUUCGUGUCUCGGCAAAUUUCCACCAGUAUUCACCUCCACUUCGGUGAAUGGUUGUCCACUAUUAAUGUCGGGAAUUUAUUUUUACUUAUUUUGCGUAAGAAACACGAACUGUCCACGUACCCUCUCAGCCUUUGAUUGAAUCUUCUCUUCUAUGAACGUGGCGAACCCCUCUGAAAGCCAUUCCUCGCUCCAGUCCUUGGCGCCAACCAGGAGCCCGAACCAGGCGUGCGAGAUCUCAUGAGCCAGUCGCACGCGCAUGCUCGCAUCACCAGAAAGAAGGGACUGGGAAAGAAACACCAGAUUGGGACUAAAAGACAAAAAAAAAGAGAUGAAAGUCACCUUGGAUUGAGUUCCAAGGUUAAGGUUUUGGACGACAUAAAAGAAAGCGGAAUUUUGAACUAGUUAUGAGCAACUGGUCUAGGACGAAAGAGCGGAUCUUGAAAACGAGAACGAACUGAAUAUAAACCAACCUUUUGAGUCCCAUGCAAGCGAAACACUUUGGCAAAACCAACAUGUCCAACCGUCUGAAUGGAUAAGGACCUAACAACUCGCAGGAAGCUUCUAGAAAUUUAGGCGCGUAUUCUAGCAACUCCUCUGCCGCCCUGUCAAUCAAACUGGGCGGAGCAAACAAACGACACGUGACCGGCACAUUGGGAUUAUCACCGUUUUUAGUGUCAGCGAUUCUAGAUAGCCGGCACUCCCACCAGCCCACAGCCAAGGCCAGAGUCGAGCAGGGCAGUGGACAAUCCAUCUCAUAGUGGUAGGUCACUGCAACAUGAUACAAAAAAAAAAAAGGUUUCUUCUAGAAAAUCCACGAUGCCGAUUUUUGUUAGACACUUGGGGUAUGAUUUUAGGAACAAAUGAGCAGUAGUUUCACGACUCUCUCCGACGACUUCUGCAAUUUAAAUUCCCAUCCAGAGUAUAAGUCGAGUCCAUAAUUUCGUCAAAACGCAAUCUGAUUGAUCAAACGGCACUAACAUUUUUGGCCGAUCACUGAGGCAGUAAAGGAAAACCAAUGACACUUCGAGUAGCUUUUGACAAAUGCCUCCCAUUCACCGAAUUAGGGAGACCAAUAUCUCUGUUUCUAGCGGCCGUGCAUUUACUGAUCGACAUAUACGCGCCAUUUAGCUACCUCACGAUUUUUCCAUCUAUCGUCAAUCAAGAUAUUAAAGUUAGUCGCCUGCAAUCUGUUUCAAUCUUCUCCAUCCUUACCGACCAGAAAAUGAAAGAAUUGAAGUCUUACCUUGAAUAUCAUUCCGGGUGGUUUUCCCAACAAACUGGUUCCCACUCAUUAACACAACACAGCCCUCCGGCACGUGGAUCGAUGCCUGCCAUGUUGACAUGGCAAUCGGAGGCUCCUGACAUGGCAUCAGAGAACGAUUAUUGAUGUACGCACCGGGUGAGUAGACAGAAGAC
Pocillopora meandrina is the source of this 12906-nucleotide messenger RNA. NCBI's taxonomy places the organism in Eukaryota, Metazoa, Cnidaria, Anthozoa, Scleractinia, Pocilloporidae. The record is from the annotation of a GenBank genome assembly.